Messenger RNA from Cyphomyrmex costatus, 2727 nucleotides. RefSeq names its product probable G-protein coupled receptor CG31760. NCBI's taxonomy places the organism in Eukaryota, Metazoa, Arthropoda, Insecta, Hymenoptera, Formicidae. Bases 9 to 2408 code for a protein of 799 amino acids. Gene Ontology annotation, cellular component: membrane. The record is from RefSeq and is a predicted model, not a curated record. The transcript is spliced from 16 exons. Gene Ontology annotation, biological process: G protein-coupled receptor signaling pathway. Gene Ontology annotation, molecular function: G protein-coupled receptor activity.
GGCGCGGAAUGGGCGAGUCCUGGCUCUCGGUCCUACUCGCUGCCACGUUGACAACGAUGACAAUGAUGGCGGUGACGAAGGCCGAUUCAUCCUCGACGCCGUCUCUGUCGACUAUUCAUAAUGACAUCGUGAAUUCUAAACGGAUGGCUAUCGAAGAAGCCUUGGAUGUGAUAGAGGCAGCAUCGACAGGUUCCCUGGGCGAAGUUUGCGUCAGUACGGAGGGAUUCAAAUCCCUUCCUGCUGACGUCGCCCUGGAUCCAAGGCGUUACGAUAUGGCACGUCAAAAAGCUGACAUGACCGCUAUGGUGCUUCAGAAUCUCGGGACUGCUGAAGCGAUGCGACGUAAUGCUCUUUUAGACGCUCUGACCAAGUCCCUGCUAGUGUCGGUGGACGACGCUGUGGAGGCGAGGGUGAUCGCGCUGAAUGCGUCCACCGGCACGGUGAUCACCGCGGUCUGGCUGAAACGUAGCCUUGGGAGUGUCGGUGAGCCUUCUAAGGUCGAGAGUCACGCGGUGCAACUCGGAUCGCAACCGGACCCCAGCUUACCGUGGUUCGAGAACGCAGGCAGUAGCGCUGAAUUAAGGUCACCGAAAUUCAUGCAGUCACCGCCGAUUGAAUCCUACAGGGGUUGGUGGACCAUUCCGUAUUUCUCCUGCAAGACCCGCCGUUGGCUCAUUUCAUAUAGCGUCAAUGCGAAGCCGCCGGAUGUUCGACCCGGAGUACGGGAAUUCAUCAGCAUCGAUAUCGAUAUAAGUGGGUUAGAAGUGAACCAAUGCGACGCCCCGAUGCAAAACCACAAUGACGAACUCGAGGUCAUCUCGAGCAAUCAGAUAGCCUUUUUUAAGGGCACCCACAAGUGUCAUACCGAUACCACGCAAUGCGUGUAUCAGGGGCCCGGCAGCCGAGUAAACGAAAAUGGGGUGGGCGCUGGUUGGGCAAAAGGCGCGUAUGUGUGUAAAUGUAGGCAAGGCUUUUACAGCGUCAGACAUCAUCGGUCGGGGUUCGAAGGGAUCCUUGUGGAAGCUGCGUGGAAGGAAAUGAGGGAAAACAAGAGUGACUCUUACGAGAAGGUAUUUCUAUGUCUGCGCUGCGCACCGGGAUGCGCGAGAUGCAAAGGCCCCGAGCCUUGCUUGGCGACGUACAACUGGCCGUUUAGAAUCUCACUACUAGCCGUUUCAAUUUUCUGCGCGUUCGGUACUAUCGUUCUGGUGGCGUACAUGUAUCAACAUCGUAAACUAAAAGUAUUCAAAGUAGCUUCCCCGAUAUUUCUAUCUAUUACGCUUUUGGGUUGCGCCUUGAUGUAUCUCGAGAUGGCAGCUAUAUUUCCGGUUCUUGAUAUGUAUUCGUGCAUUGCCACAAAGUGGACGAGACACAUGGGAUUCUGCGUCUCGUAUACGGCGUUGCUGAUGAAAACCUGGCGGGUUUCGCUUACGUAUCGGGUAAAAAGCGCGCACAAAGUUAAGCUGACGGAUAAACAGUUGUUACAAUGGAUGGUGCCCAUUUUGCUGGUCAUGCUGAUCUAUCUCGGAACUUGGACCGUUAGUUCGCCGCCAUACGCAGAGGUAAUCACAGAUAACCACGACUUGAAGUUUUACCAAUGUUCGUACAAUUGGUGGGAUCACAGCCUGGCUAUCGGUGAAAUUCUCUUUCUUGCUUGGGGCAUAAAGAUAUGUUACAACGUGCGAAACGCGGAGAGUCUGUUUAACGAGGCCCGUUUGAUAAGUUACGCCAUUUACAAUAUAGCCGCGGUGAAUAUAACCAUGAUAGCCAUUCAUCUCUUCAUAUUUCCUCGUGCCGGGCCGGACAUCAAAUACCUAUUAGGCUUUUUGCGGACUCAACUUUCAACGUCCGUUACGGUCUUCCUGGUAUUCGGUCCUAAAGUAAUCAGAGUAUUGCGAGGCCAGGGGGAUCAGUGGGACAGUCGAGCAAGGGCACGUGGCGUCACUGCAAGCUUUUCCUUGAACGGAAUUGGUUUGGUACCGGAGGAGACAACAGAUUUGUAUCAGGAAAAUGAAGAGCUUAAGGAGGAGAUUCAGAAAUUAGCCGCGCGAAUCGAAUUCAUGAAGAUAGUGCACAUGGAGAUGCACAACCGACACAUCAAGCCGAAGUUAGGCGGUUAUUUCAGCACGCAUGGUCAUGGUCAUGGGCAUCCAUCUGCCGGACAGAGUCCCAUCGCCAAGAGCUCGACGGCCAGUUUUAUUCUCAAACAGACGGCAGUGGAGCGAGGUGCAACGGCAGCCGCGGCCGCGGCCGUCGAGGAUUCGACCUUUCCGUCCGGAAGUCUGCACAGAGCGCGAAGGUCGGAGAUGCUGAGGGAGAGGAAGGCGGAGAGGGAGAGGGAGCGCGAAAAAGAACGGAAUAAGGACAAAGAGCAGGAGAAACCGAAAUCAAGCGGCGAGAAGGUUUGACUAGUGGUCAAUAGCGAGGAGGUAUGGUUGUGACGAAAACAGUGUCCUGAUGAAAGCAAAAAGACGCGAAGAAACCGAAGAAAAAGGAGGAAGAAGAAAUUGGAGAUAUUCAGGUUGUAUCCUUUAAAGGAUAGGAGACUGCCCGUAUUUGUAUGAAUUACAUCAAGCGAUCACUGUCUUCGUACCGAUGUGAUAGCGUAAUUACUAGAUGUAUGAUAUAGGUAUCUCUUGAAAUCAAAAUGUUUAAUAAAUCUGAGACACACGAAAAGCGAAAGGCGACGGCGACGGCGAGUAUUUUCGUGUUCCCGUUUAUUUUUAU